This is a messenger RNA of Arabidopsis lyrata subsp. lyrata, 1375 nucleotides long. Its product is annotated as probable inactive poly [ADP-ribose] polymerase SRO4. The record is from RefSeq and is a predicted model, not a curated record. The transcript is spliced from 6 exons. NCBI's taxonomy places the organism in Eukaryota, Viridiplantae, Streptophyta, Magnoliopsida, Brassicales, Brassicaceae. Gene Ontology annotation, molecular function: NAD+ poly-ADP-ribosyltransferase activity. Bases 94 to 1143 code for a protein of 349 amino acids.
CUCUGCAAUUUAAAUUCAAACAUUUGUGCUCUCUCAUCUCAAAAACUACACUAAAGCUAUAAAUCAUCAUUCAUCUAAAGUCUUCAAAAAGCAAUGGAUUACACAAAAAGCGAAGAAACACCGAUAAACCGUCUUCAUUUCCCGGCGACAGAGCUAAACCACUACGAAGAACAACAAGGAUCAACAAAUUCAUCUGAAAGCAGAAGCAAUGAAGAGGUCUCUGACUGUGAUCAGCAACAUUCUUCAAUAGCUAACGAGCUCGGGCUAAUGGAGUUGCCUAAAGACGAUAAAGCUUACAAGCUAAUCUAUGGUCAUUGCCAAUCUAAGCUAACUUCUCACUUAGGCAAUCAAUUUCAGAUUGUAUCAAUUCUCAAGAACGGAUUUAAAACACCAUUAGGACAAGCUAAGCUCAAAGCCUUUCAGAUAUACACUGAGUCUGUGGCAAAGAAAAGCGGAAGUUACUGCGAAUGCGGUGGAAACAAAGCUGCUGCUGGUGAAGCAGCGAGAGUGAAAUACGGUUGUUGCGGUGUGGAGAAGGAAGAGUUAAAAGCGAUUCUAAUGUAUGGAUUUAGCCAGUUUAGGAACAACAAUGGCUUAUGUCUCUCACCAGACAAUGCUUCUCUUCAAUGUAUGAUAGAUCCUUCAUCAUCUUGUAACGAAGACGGGACUAGAUUCUUGUUGUUUUCAAGAAUUAUUAUGGGAAAAUCAGAGGUUAUGGGCUCGACCGCACAAUCGUAUCCGAGUUCUCCAGAGUUUGAUUCAGGUGUAGACAGUUUAAUAUCUCCGAAGAAGUAUAUGAUUUGGAGCACACACAUGAACACUCAUGUUUUGCCUGAGUUUGUUGUUUGCAUCAAAACUCCAUCCAUCUUGAGAAGUAAGAACCCGAAAUCGCCUUGGAUUUUGUUUCCAAUACUGAUCAAAUCGAUAUCGAAGUUUCUAAACCCGUCGCAAAUCCGUCUCAUUCAGAAACACUAUAAAGAAUAUCAAGAAAGUAGAAUCUUACGGUUUGAGUUGAUUCAACGACUGAGGACUAUAGCCGGAGAUAGGUUAUUGGUUCAAAUCAUCAAAUCUUUCGGACAAAAGGGACCGGAAGAAUCAAGACCAAUAAAUUUACAGUCGCAGCGUGGCUGUAUGCAUAUAUAGAGAAGUCGUUUGUUAGCUCUAUGUUGAUUAACAGAAUUUUGCUUUCUUAGUGUUGUAUGUAAAUAUGUUUCUGUAAAUCAAAAGACAAUAAUUCACAAUCUUGCUGACAAGUCAAUGCUGCUGAAACAUAUAACCUUAAGUGGAUAGAGUUACUUCCCAGCCUUGUGGAACUGGACCUUACUCAUUUAUGAUCUUUAAUCAUACUGUGAAAUGAACAUAGCAGUGUUAAAUA